CUUCCAACCUGUAGGCGCUGCCGUUCUUCAAUUGGAAAGGACGCUGUCGGCGAUCGUUGGUCGCUAGUAGAAUGUGAAGAAGUGACCGGACAAAGCAGAAAAGAAGCGAGAGUACGAUAUUCUUUUCUUCCGAUGGAGGCUUCCAGGGGAAUGGUGGGGAUGGAGAAUCCCCUUACUUUCAAAGCAGGGCAGGUCUUUACAGGCUUUGGAGUUGGAUGUGGGAUUGGAAUCGGAGUUGGCGGGCCACGAAAUUUAGGUGCAAUUCCAGUACUGAAUCAGGUGAUGAGCGCCACCAGGGGUGCAACGGAUGCUGUUUCUGGCAUUGGAGCCCAUGUGAAUAGCUCUCUAAGAAGGUUGGGGAUGAAGGGCAUUGAGGCUGGUGUAGGUUGUGGACUUGGCGUUGGUCAUGGUUUUGGUGUUGGUGUUGCUCUGAAACCUGGGGUGAUGAAUCAUAUCCAAUCCUGUGUUGGGCAAAUGAUGGUAAAGAUGAUGAAGAAUCUAGGAGGUAUUCCUGGAUUUUCUGUUGGUCACAACCUUAUCCCUCGACCAACACAGAUUGGAAGUAAGUUUGUUGAUGAGACCUUUAAAAGAAAUGAAAUUUCCAGUGGAGAUAUCCACCAGAUAGCAUCCAAAGUUUCUGAGAGUAGAUCACAUAGUUUGGUUGGAGAAAGGAGAAUUCUACCACAAACUUCAUUUGACAGUCGAUAUGAAAAGAUCAUCAACAACUUUUUGAACAGUCCACUCUUGCAAGAUGAGAAGGCAAUGGAGGUUAAUGAGCUGGCUAGCAAGUUGCAGACAGAGAAUAAUGUUUUGCAAAUGAUAUUAGUGAACACUGCGACUCAAUGGUGAAGGUGACAUGAGUCUGUGUUUCCAAGAAAACAGGACUUGGGGUUUCAGUGGGUUCCAGUCUUCACAGUGGAGGUCAUGUUUAACCCAUUUUAAGCCAGCAGACACGUUCAGCAUAGUACAAAAUACAGGAAUUGUCUCCUGGACGUUGUUUUCCUGAUGUGGAUGUAUUGAAAUAGUGAGUUUUGAAUGCAGUCAGCUGUCGGCUUUUCAGCUUCUACAUGAAGUAUAAACCUACAUGUAUAUGAAAAGAUGGUCCAAAGGGUUUCCUUUUCUACUAGUGGGACAUGUCUGUCUCUCACUACAUUGUAAGCAAUUUCAUGUUGUUUGGUUUCAGCUAUUGAAACAUCAGAAGAUCAUCGAUGAACUGACUGAAGAGAAUGAGAAGUUGCGCCAAAUUCUCAUCAAAGAGUUUAAUGUUUCACCAGAAAAGUUUAAAACAAGCAGCGAUGAAAGAUGGAAACUUGAUACCACAU
Messenger RNA from Nymphaea colorata (pocket water lily), 1322 nucleotides. RefSeq lists its product as uncharacterized. Lineage: Eukaryota; Viridiplantae; Streptophyta; Magnoliopsida; Nymphaeales; Nymphaeaceae. The transcript has 7 exons. The record is from RefSeq and is a predicted model, not a curated record. The coding region runs from base 133 to 849 and encodes 238 amino acids.